CCUGUGCAGUUCGGGCACUGUAGCCAUCAUGAAUGACACAGUAACGAUCCGGACCAGGAAGUUCAUGACUAACCGUCUGCUUCAGAGGAAACAGAUGGUUAUUGAUGUCCUUCACCCUGGGAAGGCUAUAGUACCAAAGACUGAAAUUCGGGAGAAGCUAGCCAAAAUGUACAAAACCACACCAGAUGUCAUCCUUGAGUUUGGAUUCAGGACCCACUUUGGUGGCGGCAAAACAGCUGGCUUUGGCAUGAUCUAUGAUUCUCUAGAUUAUGCUAAGAAGAAUGAGCCCAAACACAGACUGGCAAGACACGGCCUCUAUGAGAAGAAGACGACCUCCCGGGAACAGCGGAAGGAGCACGAGAACAGAAUGAAGAAGGUCAGGGGCACCGCCAAGGCCAAUGUUGGUGCUGGCAAAAAGUGAGUGGAGAUUAGAUACAGCCAAAGGAGUAGAUCUGUGGUGAUUUGAUCU
This is a messenger RNA of Peromyscus eremicus (cactus mouse), 469 nucleotides long. RefSeq names its product small ribosomal subunit protein eS24-like. The record is from RefSeq and is a predicted model, not a curated record. Gene Ontology annotation, biological process: translation. The transcript has a single exon. The coding region runs from base 29 to 421 and encodes 130 amino acids. Gene Ontology annotation, cellular component: ribosome. Gene Ontology annotation, molecular function: structural constituent of ribosome. Lineage: Eukaryota; Metazoa; Chordata; Mammalia; Rodentia; Cricetidae.